AUGGCAGAUAGAACAGGCGAGGGACCUCCUGGAAAGCCUGGUACCGUCGAAGGCGCUGUUCUCUUUGGCGAUUCCUCUUGGUGGGAGGAGUCCUCUUCAUCUGGCGUGUCCGCAGGCGGCUUCGGUAUCUGUGCGAGGUCCCGCAAGCGCACGUCGCCUUCGAAACGCACUGCCUCUAGUCAUAAGCCAGGCGAACGUAGUGACCCAGACAGGAAGACCGCAGAUGCUGGCGCUGCUGAGGAAGGGGCAAGUUCGCCGUCUCCGACCCCGAAGAGAAAACGGAAGCUGUCAGCUGCCCCCUCAAGCGUCAUGGGUGUCAGCGUGAACGCUGCAGCGUACUGGAGCGCUGCUGCCUCUCAAUGGCGACGACGGCCACGCGUGUCUCCAGCCUCAGACUCAGCGUUUUUCUCGUCUCGCGUCUUUGGCGACGUACCCGCACUCCCGCGAGACGAACGACUCGGAGGAGUUGCCGCUGCACAUCUGCUUCCCUGCAAAAUCUCCUUCACUGGAAACGCGCCCGUCAGACGACACUUCCGGCCUCAGGUCGCCUACGCAGUUCUCGGUGCAGACGAGGCAGAGGUACCUGAGGCGCAAGCAAAGGAAAAAGAGGAUUCAGACACGGUUUCCACGGGUGUCGAAGACUCCCGUGAGUCCGAGAACCUUCCGCCAGCUUCUCAGUCGACACGGGUGAGGGAUCCUAACUGUGCGUCUCCAAGGUGUGCAGACGCCUCUCUGGUCAAGAAGGGCGAAAGUGGAAAAGCCGGCGGCGCGAGACAGGCUGAAAACGGAGCUGCACAGACUCAUCCGCUGAGCGAGACGGCACCCGUCGUUCUCGAGGCCCUUCUUCACGGCCGGCUGCUUCGCGGCCUGUCUCUGCCACUUUCUCACCAUGCCCUUCCUUCGAAGGGACUGAAGAAAAAACCGGAAGGAAGCGCUGACUCUGCGGACGCCUCCCCUGACAGGGGAAACGGAUGGUUCUUGACCGAGGGUUGUGAAGGCUUCGUGGUAGCGGCUGCGCCAAGACAGGAGCCAGACGAGCAAGUGGAGAUCGACGACGACGACGACGCAUGCGAAGAGGCAAAUUCAGAGGGAAAAACGGAGAAACUGCAGACCGUUGAGAACCCGCCGGUCGCCCCGAGAAAGGAACUUAUUCCUCUAGGUGCACUGAGUCACCUCUGCUACUGGCAGCAGGAGACGCUGCCCAGUCCCACGGACGACGUGAUGCAGCUCUUGUCAUUUAUGCGGCUGGCGACUGCAAUGCACGACUGGCGAGACGAGAUGCCCACGCCCGAGACGACUGAAGCAUGACACCGACCGAAUCCCAGAAAGCGACAAAGAAGACAGGGGGAAUAUCUACCCCCUUCUUUCUCAUUUCUCAACAUUUUGCGGAAAGGCGACUAUCUGCAAUAUCUGCAGGCCGUUUUUGUCGAUCUCAUGUUGAACCAGUUUUCGUCCUUGUUCCUUGUCUUUUCCCUAGUCGCGGCUGCUAUCUUUGCAACUUCCUGGUUUUGCUUAUCGCGCUCUCAACUGCAUGCGCUUUGAUUGGAGAGUGCCC
Toxoplasma gondii ME49 is the source of this 1555-nucleotide messenger RNA. RefSeq names its product ribonuclease H1/H2 small subunit protein. Gene Ontology annotation, biological process: RNA catabolic process. The transcript is spliced from 3 exons. The coding region runs from base 1 to 1308 and encodes 435 amino acids. NCBI's taxonomy places the organism in Eukaryota, Apicomplexa, Conoidasida, Eucoccidiorida, Sarcocystidae. Gene Ontology annotation, cellular component: ribonuclease H2 complex. The record is from RefSeq and is a predicted model, not a curated record.